Molecule: messenger RNA, 3438 nt
Organism: Chinchilla lanigera (long-tailed chinchilla)
Lineage: Eukaryota; Metazoa; Chordata; Mammalia; Rodentia; Chinchillidae
Gene: Sycp1
Product: synaptonemal complex protein 1
Biological process (GO): meiotic DNA repair synthesis; synaptonemal complex assembly; lateral element assembly
Cellular component (GO): transverse filament; synaptonemal complex; male germ cell nucleus
Molecular function (GO): double-stranded DNA binding
Source: RefSeq, a predicted model, not a curated record
CGUUAUUUAACCGUUAACCGCCCACGUGCUGCGCUUGCGCGGUACGGCAUUUCCGGCUUUUCUGAGGUUCUGAGAUAGAAGCUUCUAGUUCUUUCCGCUGCCUUCACAAACGGCAGUUGACCUGGGCACCAAGCCUGUGGUGUUCUCCCGCCACUUUUCAAGGGCCUUAGAGAUUUCCAUGGGAAAAGGAGAAAAUGGAAAAGCAAAAGCCGAUCAUGCUGUUCCUGCCGCCGAGGUUGAGCAGCAGCCAGGUGUCCGCGGUGAAGCCUCAGACCGCUGGGGCGGAUUCGAACCUCAAGAAUUUGAACAGAUGUAUUGAAGAUGAUGUCGGUUUACCAUUUGCAAUGACUAAUCUCUCCCAAAAUGGGGAAAAUGACUCAGAUCCUGCUUUACAAAAUGUUAACUGUUCGCCUAUACUUGAGCAGGUUGAUAAUUCUGGCAGUUGCCACUAUCAGGAAGAACUAAAAGAUUCAGAUACUGAGAAUUCAGAGCCAAUGAGCACAAUGUAUUCAAAACUGUAUAAGGAAGCUGAAAGGAUUAAAAAGUGGAAAGUGAAUGUAGAAUCUGAGCUGAAGCAGAAGGAACAUACAUUGCAAGAAAAUAAAAAGAUAAUUGAAGCACUACGAAAAGCCAUUCAGGAGCUGCAGUUUGAAAAUGAAAGAGUAAGUUUGAAAUUAGAUGAAGAAAUUCAAGAAAAUAAGGACUUAAUAAAAGAGAAUAAUGCUACAAGAAAUUUGUGUAAUAUGUUCAAAGAAACCUGUACUAGAUCUGCAGAAAAGCAAAAGAAAUAUGAGCAUGAACGGGAAGAAACCAGACAAGUUCACAUGGAUUUAAAUAAUAGCAUUGAGAAAAUGAUAAUCGCUUUUGAGGAACUUCGGGUGCAAGCUGAGAAUUCCAGACUGGAAAUGUAUUUUAAGUUAAAGGAAGGUAAUGAAAAAAUCCAGCACCUUGAAGAAGAAUACAAGAAGGAAGUAAAUGAGAAGGAAAAUCAGGUAUCGCUGCUGAUGCUUCAAAGCACUGAGAAAGAAAAUAAAAUGAAAGAGCUAACAUUUCUGCUAGAAGAAUCCAGAGAUAAAGUUAAUCACUUAGAGGAAAAGACAAAAUUACAGGAUGAAAAUUUAGAAGAAUCAAAUGAGAAGAAGAAUCUUUUGGCAUCUGAACUAGAAGAUAUUAAAAUGUCCUUGCAAAUAAGUAUGAGUACUCAAAAGGCUUUAGAAGAAGAUGUACAGAGAGCAGCACAAGUAGCAUGUGAACUCACUAAAGAAAAAGAAGCUCAAGUGGAAGAAUUUAAUAAAGCUAAAGUUGCUCAUUCAUUUGUGGUUACUGAACUUAAAACUACUAUCUGUAACUUAGAGGAAUUAUUAAGAACAGAACAACAAAGAUUGGAAAAAAAUGAAGAUCAACUGAAAAUACUUACUAUGGAGCUUCAGAAGAGAUCCAGUGAGCUGGAAGAGAUGACUAAAUUUAAAAAUAACACAGAAGUAGAAGUUGAAGAAUUGAAAAAAGAAUUAGCAGAAAACCAAAAGCUUUUAGAUGAAAAGAAACAAAUUGAGAAGAUUACUGAAGAAUUAAGAGGAAAAGAACAAGAACUAACUGGUCUUUUACAAACCAGAGAGAGAGAAAUACAUCGUUUUGAAAUACAGUUGACUGCCAUUACCACAAGUGAACAGCAUUACUCAAAACAGGUUCAUGAUAUGAAAACCGAGCUUGAAAAAGAGAAGCUUAAGAAUACUGAAUUAACUAUAAGUUGCAACAAGCUGUCACUAGAGAACAAAGAACUGGCACGAGAAAAAGAUGUUAUGGCCUUGGAACUCAAGAAGCAGCAAGAUGACAUUAAUAACAGCAAAAAGCAAGAAGAAAAGAUGUUGAAACAAAUAGAAAAUCUGGAAGAAACAGAAAUACAAUUAAGGAACGAAUUGGAAUCUGUGAAAAAAGAACUAAAACAGACAGAGGAUGAGGUUAAAUGUAAAUUGGAAAAGAGUGAAGAAAAUGCUCGAAGCGUUGAAUGUGAAGUUUUAAAAAAAGAGAAGCAAAUAAAGAUAUUGGAAAACAAGUGUAACAAUUUAAGGAAACAAGUUGAAAACAAAAGCAAGUAUAUUGAAGAGCUUCAGCAGGAGAAUAAGGCCUUGAAAAAAAAGGGGACAGCAGAAAGCAAGCAACUGAAUGUUUAUGAGCUAAAGGUCAGUAAAUUAGAAUUAGAACUAGAAAGUACCAGACAAAAGUUGGAAGAAAUGACUCACAACUACCAAAAAGAAAUUGAGGAUAGAAAAUUACUAGAAGAAAAUCUUUUGGGACAGAUUGAGAAGGCAACAUUAAGAGCUGAUGAAGCAAUAAAAUUACAGAAAGAAAUGGAUAUACGAUGUCAACAUAAAAUAGCUGAGAUGGUGGCACUUAUGGAAAAACAUAAGCACCAGUAUGACAAGAUUGUUGAAGAAAGAGAUGCAGAAUUAGGACUUUAUAAGAGCAGAGAACAAGAGCUGUCAUCUCUGAGAGCAUCUUUGGAAAAACUCAGAAGAGAGAUGAAAGAAAACAUAGGUACAAUAAAAGAAAAGAAAGACAAGAAAAUACAGACGUCUUCAUGGGAAGCACCUGAAACUAGUUACAGGAAAUUUGAUUCUAAAGCAACUCCUUCACAAAAUGUAUCUCGAAAUUUCUUAUCAACUGAUUAUGGUAAAUCCAAAGAUAAAAGAGACUAUAUAUGGACAUCUUCCAAAAGCACUUUAUCUACGCCGGUUCCAAAGGCUUAUACAGUGAAGACACCAACUAAACUACAAAUACAGCAAAGAGAAGAAAAGAAUAAGCCCAUUGAACAAAAUAAUAAAAAGAGAAAAAUCUUUGAAUUUGAUGUUAAUUCAGAUAGUUCAGAAGCUACUGAUCUUUGGAGCAUGGUUUCUGAGGAAGACACACUGAACAAACUGUACAACAAUAAUAAUCCACCAGUUUCUCAUCUUUGUGUCAGAACACCAAAAAAGACCCCUUCAUCUCUGACAACUCCUGGAUCUGUGCUCAAACUUGGAUCUGUGAGAAAAAUGCAAGAUGACCGUUGGGCUGUAAUUGCUAAAGUGGACAGGAGAAAAAAACUAAAAGAAGCAGAAAAGUUAUUUAUUUAAUUUAAGAUAAUCAGUGUGAUAAUGGAACCUAAUAACAUCAAGUUAAUAGUUAAUUUUUUGUUUUCCAAAGAGCCAGACUUCACCUGGAGAUUCAGACUUUAAAAGUUUGCAUAAAUAAUUUGUAUUUUUUAUAUUAUAUUUUGGCCAGAAUGUGAAAUAUCUGUAUAUUAUCUGGACACUUACUGUUAUAGUCAGAUAAUUGUAUAAUUAUAUUUUGUUACUUUUUCCUAUAUUCAAUAUUGUUUUCAGAUUUUUGAUUUUGAAUAUGAGAAAUGCAUUAUUAAGAUUUAUUCUUCAUUCUUUACUAUUAAAAUAUUUUGGAUGCAAA